CCCCUGAGGAGGGUGUUUGUCUUUAAAGCUGACGCUCCCCGUCCCCCUCCCCGCAGGGAAGGCUGAGGGCGCUGCCGGCGCUGAAGUCCUUGUUGGGGUCCCCGCCCCGGAGCCUCUCUCAGCGGAGGGGUGGCCUUUUCCUCAUUUCCAGGUUCUUCUGACUGGGUGUGAGGUGAGCUGAUUGAGACUCUGUGCUGACGUCUUUGAAGGCACAUUCUGUGACUCCUCAACAUAUCCACGCCUGAGACAACAACCCAGACCCUGAUCAGGACCAGGACCAAAUGGCUGCUUCUCAGGAACGGUUGUACUUCAUGGAUGUGGCCAUAGAUUUCUCUCAGGAGGAGUGGGAAUGCCUGGACCUAGCUCAGCGGAAAUUGUACCUGGAUGUGAUGUCGGAGAACUACAGCAACCUGGUCUCCGUGGCUAUGUCAUCUGAUGACCUGGCCUUUAUGUCCAAUACCAGAAUACAGGAUUUAUUCUCUGAAAUGAUGCUGAGUACACAUAAUGGAGACAGAAGUUAUCAAUGGAAUGAAAAUUGGGGUAAAGUUAAGCAAGAGUCAUAUCUUAAUCAUCGGAGAAGCGAGUUUGCAGAGGAGCAUUAUAAAAGUGGAAGAGUCUGUGACCCAAGGUACAAUCACAAAAUACGUGAGGUUAUUCCUAUUGUCGAGAAGACACACAACGGAAAUAAAUGUGUCCAGUCUUUUCAACAGUCUUCAAAUUACACUGAACAAGAGAAUAUUCAUCCUGGGGAGAAAGCUGACAAAUGGAAUCCUCGUGUUAUAAUCUCCAGUCAAAUAUUCAAGAAAAAAAUUAACAGUGGAAAAAAAUCUUAUAAAUGUAGAGAAUGUGGUAAAGGAUUCCUUUCUGCCUCAAACCUGAAUCGACAUCAGAAAAUUCAUAAUGGAGAGAAACAUUACAAAUGUAGAGAAUGUGGCAAAGCCUUUAUAACGUUCUCACACCUUAUUACGCAUCAGAGAGUUCAUACUGGAGAGAAGCCUUAUAAAUGUAGAGAAUGUGGCAAAGCCUUUUGUGAUUCCUCCUCUCUUAAUAGACAUCAGAGAAUUCAUACAGGAGAGAAACCUUAUAAAUGUAGAGAAUGUGGCAAAGCCUUUUGCGAUUACUCCUCUCUUAAUAGACAUCAGAUACUUCAUACAGGAGAGAAACCUUAUAAAUGUAGAGAAUGUAGCAAAGCCUUUAGUGGUUACUCCUCUCUUCAUCAUCAUCGGAGAGUUCAUACUGGAGACAAGCCUUAUAAAUGUAGAGAAUGUGGCAAAGCCUUUAGUUCUUCCUCCUCUCUUAAUCAACAUCAGAGAGCUCAUACUGGAGAGAAGCCUUAUAAAUGUGGAGAAUGUGGCAAAGCCUUUAUAUCUUCCUCCUCCCUUAAUCGACAUCAGAGUGUCCAUACUGGAGAGAAGCCUUUUAAAUGUAGAGAAUGUGGUAAAGCCUUUAGACUGUCCUCACAACUUGCUAAGCAUAAGAAAGUUCAUAUUGGAGAGAAGCCACAUGAAUGAAGAGAAUGUAGCACAUCCACUGGCAGCUCCUCAAACCUCACUACACAUCAGAGAGGUCAUACUGGAUAGGAGCCUUAUAAAUGUAAGCAUGUAACAAAGCCUUUAAUCAGUGUUUAUGCCUUAUUGUACAGCAGAGUUCAUACUUGAGAGAAGUAUUACAGAUAUGUGGAGUGUCAUAAAUCCUUGACCAGCAGUGAGAACUUACUGAACAUCACAGAAUUCUGACUGCGAACAAGCCUUAUGAAUGUGAAAAAUGUAGUAAAGCCUUUGAAAUCCAUUCAUGUAUUACUAUACAUGGGAGACUUCAUACUGAAGGAGAAACCUUUAACAUGCAGAGCAUGUGCAAGAUCCUAUCCCUAUGGAUGUAAUGGAUAUCAGAUUCUUAUAGUGGGGGAAAGCUUUAAACUAUACAAAAUGUGAGAAAGCACUGACUGGCUUGCCUCAGUGGUUUAGCUUAGAUCAGUGGUUCCCAAACUUAUUUGGACUACCACCCCCUUUCCGGAAAAAAUAUUACUCAGCGCCCCCUGGAAAUUAAUUUUUUUUAUUUUAAUAGCAAUUAAACAAAG
Messenger RNA from Myotis lucifugus (little brown bat), 2077 nucleotides. Its product is annotated as zinc finger protein 501-like. The record is from RefSeq and is a predicted model, not a curated record. Gene Ontology annotation, biological process: regulation of DNA-templated transcription. Gene Ontology annotation, molecular function: RNA polymerase II cis-regulatory region sequence-specific DNA binding; DNA-binding transcription factor activity, RNA polymerase II-specific. Lineage: Eukaryota; Metazoa; Chordata; Mammalia; Chiroptera; Vespertilionidae. Bases 282 to 1511 code for a protein of 409 amino acids. The transcript has 5 exons.